AUGAAGUUCUUCGCCAAACUCCUAGCUCUUACGGCAGCUACUGCUUUCGCCGCCCCCAGGCACGAGAUCAAGCACCGAGAUCUCGUCGCCGAUGACGCUCCACAACAGGACGACCCGAAUUUCAUUAGCGCCGUCAUGCGAGCCCAUUGGUACUGGCGCAAAUUGCAUUGUGCGCAGGACCUUAUUUGGGACACUGAGCUUGCCGACGCCGCGCGGGCUGACAUUGAAGAGUGUCCAAAGGACCCUGAACACAAACGCUCCGGCAGUAACCUCUCUUCCGUGAACCCACCUCCUGACGGUUACGACGCUUGGAUCGAGUUCGCCCGCACUGCCACGCACGGCUGGCACGAAGAGGAGACCAAGUACCCCUACGACAACCCACAUUUUGAUGCAGCAUGGGGUCACUUCACGCAGAUGGUGUGGCGCAACAGCACACGUCUUGGCUGUGCUCUUGGACACUGCGACGACGGCGUUAAUUGGCCGGGUCGCUUCUACUGCUACUACUCGUUCUUUGGCAAUAACAUUGCGGCUGGGCAGUUCGAGGCUCAGGUUUGGGCGCCUGUAUGCAGUGACCCCAGUGUUGGCGAGGUCCAGGCGCGUGAGGACGUCAACUUCGACUGGAAGCGAGUCUGA
Alternaria incomplexa is the source of this 633-nucleotide messenger RNA. RefSeq lists its product as uncharacterized. The transcript is spliced from 3 exons. The record is from RefSeq and is a predicted model, not a curated record. NCBI's taxonomy places the organism in Eukaryota, Fungi, Ascomycota, Dothideomycetes, Pleosporales, Pleosporaceae. The coding region runs from base 1 to 633 and encodes 210 amino acids. Gene Ontology annotation, cellular component: extracellular region.